Messenger RNA from Jatropha curcas, 2797 nucleotides. RefSeq names its product AUGMIN subunit 8. The record is from RefSeq and is a predicted model, not a curated record. NCBI's taxonomy places the organism in Eukaryota, Viridiplantae, Streptophyta, Magnoliopsida, Malpighiales, Euphorbiaceae. Gene Ontology annotation, molecular function: microtubule binding. Gene Ontology annotation, cellular component: nuclear microtubule; cytoplasm. Gene Ontology annotation, biological process: spindle assembly.
AGAAAGAUCUCUUUUGUUAGUUAUGAAAUCACUCCAAUUGAAUUCUUUAUCAUGAAGAAGGAGUGGGGCAAUGUUGUGUUGUGUUGUGUUAGUGAGUGAACCUAAAUUGCCAGCCCAGCCGACCGCGGCAGUCCCGUGAGAAGGACAAAAGGGAAAUUAGGAGAGGAAAAGUGAAAUAAAAGAACCUCUCUUGUUCUACGUACCCUUUCUCUCUUUCUCUCUACCUGAUUCUUUCUCUCUCUCUCUCUCUCUCUCUCUCUCUCUCUCUCAAUAACAGCAGUCUACUCUCUGGUCUCCCCAUUUUCUUCUGGGGACCCCCUUACCCUAAAAAGAACAAGCUCUAGCGAUGACUUUAAUACACAUUGUAGCAUGCUAAGGAUUUCUCUGUAAUUAGAUAUAUUCCUGAUGUUGUUUUAUCCUCAUCUUUGUCAUCACCACUGGCUAAAAUGUUUGAGAUGCCUGAUCUGCUUGGAGUUGUGUUUUUGUUAAUGAUAAUUAAGUGCCCAUUUGCAUUUAGUUGUUGUCAUUAUCAAAUUCAUCCCCAGUCAGAUCUGGGUCUUUGGAAAGAUAUUUAUUGCAGGGGAAAGUAUCUUCUUUUUGAGCUGUUGGUCUGAUUCCCUUCACUGUGGGUUAAAUGGAAGCUAAAACGGUCAAAUUUGGUUCAAUUAUGUGAAAUAUUCCAUCAAUGCGUUAUAAUUUGGACGUUGUUUGAUGGAUGUAUAUGAAUCAGAGAAGCACACAGUUGUGGUUACCCCAAGAACUCUCUUGGUUUCACCUGAAGGGAACAGCAAUGCAGCAGCCUUCACUCGUCGCCCUCGAACGAGGGAACUUAGUUCUAGAUAUAAAUCGCCAACACCAAUGCCAACACCUUCUGUUUCCAAGCGUUGUUCGUCACCGAAGCUAUCAAGAGCACUGCCUGCAACUCCCCUGGCGGUGCCAAAAAGAGCCCAAUCAGCCGAGAGAAGGCGGCCUUCCACUCCAUCUUCACCCUUGAGCCCCUCUACACCAGUUCAUGAUUCUUUUGUCGAUGUUCAGUUACAAUCUAGAAGGCCUAGUAGUGGCAGCCGGUUACCUGAGAGUUUAUGGCCUUCUACAAUGAGAAGUCUUAGUGUUUCCUUCCAGUCAGAUAUUAUUUCCAUUCCUAUCAGCAAGAAGGAAAAACCAGUGGCUAAUAUCUCCUCUGAUCGUACAUUGCGGCCAUCUUCAAAUGUGGCCCAUAAGCAGCCUGAAACACCUACUCAAUCGCGAAAACCUACGUCAGCGAGAAGGAAGAGUCCUCUCAGAGGGAAGAAUGUACAGGAUCAAUCAGAGAAUGCUAAACCUGUAGAUGGUUUACAUGCUAAAUUGAUUGAUCAGCACAGGUGGCCUAGUAGGUUAGGCGGGAAGGUACCUUCCAAUUCAUCAAAUAAAAGUGUGGAUCUCACCGAUAAGACAGUGAGAGCUUUGCCCCCACCAAUUGGAAUUGGUUUACCUUCACUCAGGAGAUUGUCUCUGCCUGAUAGUAACUUUAAACCUUUACAAAAAUCAGGUAGUGACGCUGCAAAAUUAUCAGGUCUGGAAGAUAUGCGCAGGAUAGGGUUUGAGGCAAAUUCUUCAGAUGAUAAUUUGCUGCGGCUAUCUGGAACUCCAAAGGUUGUUACACCAAGUUUAUCAGAUAGAAUGUCUAUAAUAACUCCUACAGUUAGAUCACAGUCCCUGUCGACCCCUAAAUCACGCCCUUCAUCUCCAAGUAAGAACUCUGUAAAUAGAGGUUUCAGUCCAACUCGUGCAAGGCCAUCCACUCCUCCUGCUAGAGGGGUCAGCCCAUCUCGGGCAUGGCCAGCAAGUGUCUCUUGCCAACCCAAUAGUUCUAGUUCUGUGCUUAGCUUUAUAGUCGAUUUUAAGAAAGGGAAAAAGAGUGCAAGUUAUAUUGAAGAUGCUCAUCAGAUACGGCUAUUAUACAACAGAUUCUUGCAAUGGCGGUUUGCUAAUGCCAGAGCUGAGGCUGUUCUUUACAUUCAGAAAAUAACUGCAGAGAAAACUCUGUAUGAUGUUUGGAACAGUAUGUUAGCACUGUGGGAUUCAGUAAUAAAGAAGAGGAUCAAUCUUGAACAACUGAAGCAAGAACUUAAGUUGAUCGCUAUUUUGAAUGGUCAAAUGGCCUACCUAGAUGAUUGGACUUUACUUGAAAGAGAUCAUGUAAACUCUUUAUCUGGGGCUUUGGAAGAUUUGGAGGCAACCACUCUUCGUGUUCCAGUGACUAGAGGGGCAAAGGCAGAUAUAGGCUCUUUGAAGAUUGCUAUUUCCUCAGCUGUUGAUGUGCUGCAGGCAAUGGGAUCCUCCAUAUGUUCUUUACUCUCAAGGGUGGAGGGGAUGAAUGGAUUGGUUUCUGAGCUUGCUUUUAUAGCAGCAGAAGAGAAAGCUAUGCUUGAUGAACUGGAAACUCUAUUGGCUUCCACAACCGCUCUGCAGGUAGAGGAGUAUAGCAUUAGAACCCAUCUCUUACAGAUGAAGCAUGCUGUUAAUAAUCGACUGUUUAUGGUGAAAAGAGUUCCUCCAUGGCCUGCUCAUCUUCUAAGCUAACCUUUUACCAAAUAUUACUUCAGCAGAGAGACAAAUCAGAGUAUUCUACUGUCUCAGUAAAUGUAAAUUGAUUUUCUUUUUACUUUUUGUCUUUGGUCAGAAGUUUCAUCUGGGUUAAUUCUUUUCUUUUUUGUCAACAGUGAGCUUUUGGCUCCAUCAUUUUCUACUUGUAAUUUUUUGUAUCAGGCAAAUGAAAAAGAAAAGUAAAGAAGGAAGCAAAGGGUUGGCAAUUCAA